Messenger RNA from Lathyrus sativus (Indian pea), 1413 nucleotides. The record is from the annotation of a GenBank genome assembly. NCBI's taxonomy places the organism in Eukaryota, Viridiplantae, Streptophyta, Magnoliopsida, Fabales, Fabaceae.
AUGGAUUCGGAUCAGGGAAAGCUUUUCAUCGGUGGGAUUUCAUGGGAUACUAAUGAGGAGAAGCUGAAGGAGCAUUUCGGCAAUUAUGGUGAUGUUUUGAACACUUCAGUUAUGAGAGAGAAGAACACUGGCAAACCUAGAGGUUUUGGUUUUGUAGUUUUCUCAGAUCCUUCUGUUCUCGAUAGGGUUCUUGAAGACAAGCAUGUUAUUGACGGCAGAACGGUUGAUGCCAAGAGGGCAUUCUCAAGAGAGGACCAACCGAUUUCUGUCACUUCAAGAACUGGAAACUCUAAUUCUGGUUUGAGUUCAGGUAAUGGUGGAAAUAUGAGGACCAAAAAGAUAUUUGUUGGAGGGUUACCCCCCACUCUGGCUGAAGAAAAAUUUCGUCAGUACUUUGAGGCAUAUGGACAUGUAACUGAUGUUGUAGUCAUGUAUGAUCAGAAUACUGGACGACCAAGAGGAUUUGGGUUUAUUACAUUUGAUACUGAGGAAGCAGUUGAUAGGGUUUUGCACAAGACAUUUCAUGAUUUAAAUGGUAAACAAGUAGAGGUAAAGCGUGCACUUCCAAAGGAUGCCAAUCCUGGUGCAAGUAGUCGAAUGAUGGGUGGUGCUGGAGGUGGUAGUGCCGGAAUGGGUGGUUAUCAAGGGUAUGGGGCUUCUGGUGGCAACCAAAAUGCAUAUGACGGUCGUUCGGAUUCUGGUAGGUAUAUGCAGCCUCAAAGUGCUGCAGGUGGGUUCCCAACUUAUGGCUCCUCUGCUUAUAGUGCUGCUGGAUAUGGGUAUGGUUCGGCUAGCAAUGGCCUUGGUUAUGGUGCAGCAUAUGGAGGUUAUGGCGGUGCCACAGCUGGUUAUGGCGGACCUGCCGCUGCAACGUAUGGAAACCCAAAUGUCCCUAAUGCUGCUUAUGCUGGUGGUGGCCCAAGGAGUUCAUGGCCUGCUCAGGCUCCCUCUGGCUAUGGCUCUAUGGGUUAUGGAAACACUGCUCCUUGGGGUGCUCCAAGUGGCGGUGCUGGAUCUGGUUCAGCAACUGCAGGUCAAUCCCCCAGUGGAGCUGCUGGAUAUGGGAAUCAAGGUUAUGGGUAUGGUGGUUAUGGCGGUGGAUAUGGUGGAAGUGAUAGUUCUUAUGGGAAUCCAGGUGUAUAUGGUGCUGUUGGUGGGCGUACUGGGAGUGCUCCAAGUAGUAAUGCUAGUGGUCAGAGUGGUAGUGAACUGCAAGGUAGUGGUGGAAGUGGAAACUAUAUGGGCAGCGGCUAUGGAGAUGCAAAUGGGAAUUCUGGUUAUGGUAAUGCAGCUUGGAGAUCUGAACAGGCUCAAGCAUCUGGUAAUUAUGGUACUCCUCAGGGAAAUGGUGGGCAAGUUGGUUAUGGUGGUGGCUAUGGUGGUGCUCAAACUCGACAAGCCCAACAACAGUAA